This is a messenger RNA of Danio rerio (zebrafish), 2282 nucleotides long. RefSeq names its product prostaglandin E receptor 2a (subtype EP2) (gene ptger2a). Gene Ontology annotation, molecular function: G protein-coupled receptor activity. Gene Ontology annotation, cellular component: plasma membrane; membrane. The record is from RefSeq and is marked provisional. Gene Ontology annotation, biological process: G protein-coupled receptor signaling pathway; signal transduction. Lineage: Eukaryota; Metazoa; Chordata; Actinopteri; Cypriniformes; Danionidae.
UGCAUGGAGAGCAUGGGGCAGACAAAGAGGCAAGUCUGCGGGACUCUAGAGGCUUUCAAAAGCACACCACAUGCAGCUUGAAAAUGAACCACCUUUGAGAGUUUCAAAAAUUUGCAUCAGGAAGAAAAUGAUCUGAAUAAAGUUUUGCAUGCUCUCAAACAUGCCAACAUCUUAAAGAGAAACAUCCAAGUAGGUGUUUUGAUAAAAUCCAACUGCAGGAAUGGGCACUGAAAAUGGGACCUGUAUUGACAGUGUGAAUGUGGAGCAGAAUGGGGGUCCAGCCAUCAGUGCUUUGAUGUUCGCAGCUGGAGCGAUCGGGAACGUGCUUGCGCUGGUUCUCCUGGAGUUUCGGAGGAGGAAAGAAAAGAACCGGCAGCGGCAGUCUCUUUUCCAUUUGUUGGUGACCACUUUGGUUAUUACGGAUCUAACGGGAACCUGUCUGACCAGUCCUGUGGUUCAAACGGCGUAUUUGACCAACACCACAUUGGUUGGGAUGAGCAAGACUCAUGCGGUGUGUGAGUAUUUUGGAUUUGCCAUGACUUUCUUAAGUUUGGCCACACUUUCUAUCCUCCUGGCGAUGGCACUGGAAAGAUGCAUCUCCAUCGGGUAUCCGUAUCACUACGGGAGGCACAUCACCAAACGCUGCGGAUACAUCACCAUCCCUUGUAUUUAUCUAGCCUGCUUUCUGUUCUGCCUGAUGCCGUUUGCAGGGUUUGGGAAAUAUGUGCAAUACUGUCCCGGGACCUGGUGUUUCAUUGCCAUGAAUUCGGAGGAGAUCGAAGACCGAGCGUAUGCCAAUGUUUACGCCACGGUGAUGCUGUUUAUUAUGAUCAUUAUAGUGGUGUGCAACUGUUUUGUGGUUUAUCAUCUGGUGCUGAUGUACCGGAGGCGCAAGAUGAACCGGGGUUCAGUGCAGACCAGGAGCAAAAGGAACAGGAGGUACUUCUCGUGGGCAGAGGAGGUGGAACAUCUCAUUCUUCUGGUCUUCAUGACUGUCAUCUUCGUCAUUUGUUUCCUGCCGUUAAUAGUAAGAUUUAUUGUAUGUGAUUGUAAUGAAAGAAAAUAACUACAGUUGAAGUCUGAAUUAUUAGCCCUCCUGAAUUAUUUGUCCCCUGUAUAUUUUUCCCCCAAUUUCUGUUUAACAGAGAGCAGAUUUUUUCAACACAUUUCUAAACGUAAUAGUUUUAAUAAUUAAUUUCAAAUAACCGAUUUCUUUUAUCUUUGCCAUGAUGACAGUAAAUAAUAUUUUACAAAUUAUUUUUCAAGACACUAGUAUUCAGCUUAAAGGGCAAUUUAAAGGCUUAACUAGGUUAAUUAGGAAAGAUAUUAAGUAAUUAAGCAAGAUAUUGUAUAAUAAGGGUUUGUUCUGAAGAGAUAAUUAGAAAAAAAUAUAUAGCUUAAGAGGGUUAAUAAUAUUGACCAUAAAAUGGUUUUUAAAAAGCUUAAAACUGCUUUUAUUCUAGCCAAAAUGAAGCAAAUAAGACUUUUUCCAGAAGAAUUAAUAUAGGAAAUACUGUGACAAUUUGCUUGCUCUGGUAAAUCACAGGAGGGCUAAUCUUUUUGACUUCAACUAUAAUUUGUCAUUUUCUAAAUGUUACCAAUUAAUUUAUUUACACAUUUGCAGAUUAAUUCAUAUGCAAAAUUUCCCUUAGGCAUUAAUAAAGUAUUUUGUAAAGGCAGAAAAUAUCAUAUUUGACCAGGGUUAUUUCUUUAAUAUUGAGCAGCUAUUGUGGGCUUUAUUAGCAGUUUAAAUAGUUUUAUCUUAAUCAUUUAAAUUUGUUGUUAAAGUAAUAAACUACACUAUAAUUAUUUAUUGUGAAGUUUUUAUUAUCCAAAUAUACUUUCAACUCAUUUUCAUACUGUAAAAAAUAUCUGUUAAUUAGCAGUUUCUGUGUUUUGUGGCUCACAUAGUGUUUUCUGUUUAUGCAUUAUGGGAGUUUUAUCUCUGCUCCGUCACUUUUGAUGUUGAAAAAAAGUCAACACUGCAGAUUAAGAAAGUGACUUUUAGAGACAUUUUAGUAGUUUGAGGCAAUACUUGUUUAAGAAAUAGUAUAGAAAGGAAUAGGUCUGUAAAAUUACAGAAACAAUACAGGUAGUUUGUUACCAGGUUUUUGUACUGUAUUAUACAACACAAGCCCAGACAAUAUAUCACUUUACACUGUUAAAAAUGCCAACAAGAGUCACUUUUCAAACUUUUCAACAUUGAAAGCUUUUGGGGGAAAGAUUAAAAUCUCAUAAUGCAAUUCAAAAGCAUAAAUAAUUGAAAAACAUGAAUCAACAAA